Molecule: messenger RNA, 1779 nt
Organism: Vitis vinifera (wine grape)
Lineage: Eukaryota; Viridiplantae; Streptophyta; Magnoliopsida; Vitales; Vitaceae
Product: cytochrome P450 89A2
Exons: 1
Coding region: 113-1678 (521 amino acids)
Cellular component (GO): membrane
Molecular function (GO): oxidoreductase activity, acting on paired donors, with incorporation or reduction of molecular oxygen, NAD(P)H as one donor, and incorporation of one atom of oxygen; iron ion binding; heme binding
Source: RefSeq, a predicted model, not a curated record
UUGACUCCUGACCACCCAAUAUGUCUAAUGCAGAUAGCAGCAUUAGCACAAUCCAGAAGCAUAUCUUUCUUCUUCUCCAUCCUGAUUGAUUGGAUUGGAUUUCAUAACGAAAAUGGAGACAUGGGUCUACAACAUCGUCAUCUCCCUCUGCGUUGCUGCUUUGCUCAAGUCUCUUUAUGAUUUCAUCUUUCCAAAACUGAACCUACCUCCAGGACCCACCACGGUUCCUUUUGUGGGGAACCUGCUAUGGCUCCUUAAAUCCUUCUCAGAGCUUGAACCAAUCCUCCGAAACCUCCACGCCAAGUAUGGACCCAUCGUCACCCUCCAAAUCGGCUCUCGUCCGGCCAUCUUCGUCUCCGCCAACUCCCUCGCCCACCGGACCUUGGUCCAAGAUGGUGCCGUUUUCGCUGAUCGCCCCAAGGCCCUGCCCACCAACAGAAUUUUUAGCAGUAAUCAGCAUAACAUCAGCUCCGCGGUCUAUGGCCCGACUUGGCGCCGCCUCCGCCGCAACCUCACCGCCGAGAUCCUCCACCCUUCACGGGUGAGAAGCUAUUCUCAGGCGCGAAGGUGGGUCUUGGAGAUUCUAAUCUCUCGGCUCCAAGCACGCUCAGAGUCAGGUGAGGCAGUCCGGGUCGUGGAUCACUUUCAGUAUACUAUGUUUUGCUUGCUGGUUCUCAUGUGUUUUGGGGACAAGCUUGAGGAGAAGCAGAUUCAAGAGAUUGAGACGAUUCAAAGAAUAUUGUUGUUGGGUUUUCCUCGCUUCAAUAUAUUAAACUUCUGGCCUAGGGUGGGAAAGGUAUUGUUCCGACAUCGUUGGGAGGAGUUGUUCCAGCUUCGCAAGAAACAGGAAGACAUUCUGCUCCCAUACAUAAGAGCCAGGCAGCAGCUAAAGCAAGAAAUCCAAAGCAAACAGCAACAAGACGGCCUUGAAUCAGAUUCGUCUCCCUCCUCAAAGAACUAUGUUUUGUCGUAUGUCGAUACUUUGCUGGAUCUGCAGCUACCAGAAGAAAACAGGAAACUAAAUGAUGGAGAGAUGGUGAGUUUGUGCUCAGAGUUUCUCAAUGGUGGGACUGAUACCACAUCCACUGCACUGCAGUGGAUCAUGGCGAACCUGGUGAAGCACCCGCAUAUUCAGGCCAAGCUUUUGGAGGAGAUUAGUGGGGUUAUGGGGGAAGGGAAGGAAGAGGUGGAGGAGGAAGAUUUGCAGAAGAUGCCAUACUUGAAGGCAGUCAUCUUGGAAGGUCUUAGGCGGCAUCCUCCAGGACACUUUGUGUUGCCUCAUUCAGUGACCCAAGAUAUAACCUUUGAAGGGUAUGUUAUACCCAAGAACGCCUCUCUCAAUUUCAUGGUAUCAGAGAUGAAUUGGAACCCCAAGAUAUGGGAAGAUCCAAUGGAGUUCAAGCCAGAGAGGUUCUUGAACAGCAAAGGCAAUGGAGAUGAAGUGUUUGAUAUUACUGGGAGCAGGGAGAUUAAGAUGAUGCCGUUUGGUGCAGGAAGGAGGAUAUGUCCCGGCCAUGGCCUAGCGAUGCUGCAUCUGGAGUAUUUUGUGGCCAAUUUGGUAUGGAGUUUUGAAUGGAAGGCUGUGGAGGGAGAUGAAGUUGAUCUAUCAGAGAAGCAGGAGUUCACGGUAGUGAUGAAGAAUCCAUUGCAGGUCCACUUGUCUCCACGAUGGAAAUAAGGCAAAAGUAGAUGGCUUUAGGAGACCACCACUGCACCAAAGUCCAUCACUAGUUACUAUAAUCAUCAAUAAUAUGCCUGUCACAACAGCUUUGAAUGUUA